CUCCGCCCCACAAUGCACCGCGGCGGGCAGCCUUUGAAAAAGCGGCGCGGCUCGUUCAAGAUGGCGGAGCUCGACCAGUUGCCUGACGAGAGCUCUUCAGCGAAAGCCCUUGUCAGUUUAAAAGAGGGAAGCUUAUCUAACACAUGGAAUGAAAAGUACAGCUCUUUACAAAAAACACCUGUUUGGAAAGGCAGGAAUACAGGCUCUGCUGUGGAAAUGCCUUUCAGAAAUUCAAAACGAAGUCGGCUCUUUUCUGAUGAAGAUGACAGACAAAUAAAUACAAGGUCACCUAAAAGAAAUCAGAGGGUGGCAAUGGUUCCACAGAAAUUUACAGCAACAAUGUCAACACCAGAUAAGAAGGCCUCACAGAAGAUUGGUUUUCGAUUACGUAACUUACUCAAGCUUCCCAAAGCACAUAAGUGGUGCAUAUAUGAGUGGUUCUACUCAAAUAUAGAUAAACCACUUUUUGAAGGCGACAAUGACUUCUGUGUGUGUCUAAAGGAAUCUUUUCCUAAUUUGAAAACAAGGAAGUUAACAAGAGUAGAAUGGGGAAAAAUCAGGCGGCUUAUGGGGAAACCACGGAGAUGUUCUUCUGCAUUUUUUGAGGAAGAGAGAUCAGCAUUAAAACAGAAACGGCAGAAAAUAAGGCUCUUACAACAAAGGAAAGUUGCGGAUGUUUCACAGUUCAAAGAUCUCCCAGACGAAAUUCCUUUGCCCCUGGUUAUUGGAACCAAAGUUACAGCACGAUUACGUGGUGUUCAUGAUGGUCUGUUCACUGGACAGAUAGAUGCUGUGGAUACUCUUAAUGCUACUUAUAGAGUAACUUUUGAUAGGGCAGGGCUUGGAACUCAUACUAUCCCUGACUAUGAAGUUCUUAGUAAUGAGCCUCAUGAGACGAUGCCUAUUGCUGCCUUUGGACAAAAACAGCGACCUUCUCGAUUUUUUAUGACUCCACCACGGUUACAUUAUACUCCUCCUCUCCAGUCACCAAUUACAGAUAAUGACCCCUUAUUAGGACAGUCACCUUGGAGAAGUAAAAUUUCUGGCUCUGACACAGAAACGUUAGGUGGUUUUCCAGUAGAGUUCCUUAUCCAAGUGACCAGAUUAUCAAAAAUUCUCAUGAUUAAAAAGGAACAUAUCAAGAAAUUAAGGGAAAUGAACACAGAAGCAGAAAAACUGAAAUCAUAUUCCAUGCCCAUUGGCAUUGAAUUUCAGCGGAGAUAUGCAACGAUUGUUCUAGAGCUUGAACAACUGAACAAGGAUCUAAACAAAGUUUUGCAUAAAGUUCAACAGUACUGCUAUGAGCUUGCUCCAGACCAAGGGCUCCAGCCUGCAGAUCAGCCGACAGAUAUGAGACGAAGGUGUGAGGAAGAAGCACAGGAAAUUGUUCGGCAUGCAAAUUCCUCAACAGGACAGCCCUGUGUUGAAAAUGAAAAUCUGACAGACUUAAUCUCCAGGCUUACAGCUAUUUUAUUACAAAUUAAGUGUCUGGCAGAAGGAGGAGACCUGAAUUCCUUUGAAUUUAAAUCACUUACAGAUUCAUUAAAUGAUAUCAAGAGUACAAUAGAUGCUUCUAAUAUCAGUUGCUUUCAGAAUAAUGUAGAAAUUCAUGUUGCACAUAUUCAGAGCGGCCUGAGCCAGAUGGGAAACUUACAUGCCUUUGCAGCAAAUAACACCAAUAGAGACUGAAGAGAAGAUUUAAUUAUUCCAACUGCAUAGGACAUUGUUUUUGAGAAGUUCUCUUCCUUUAUAUAGGCUUCCAACACCAAAUAA
Messenger RNA from Eubalaena glacialis (North Atlantic right whale), 1773 nucleotides. It is a transcript of the gene LIN9, whose product is annotated as lin-9 DREAM MuvB core complex component. Gene Ontology annotation, cellular component: transcription repressor complex; nucleoplasm. NCBI's taxonomy places the organism in Eukaryota, Metazoa, Chordata, Mammalia, Artiodactyla, Balaenidae. Gene Ontology annotation, molecular function: DNA binding. The record is from RefSeq and is a predicted model, not a curated record. The coding region runs from base 13 to 1689 and encodes 558 amino acids. The transcript is spliced from 15 exons. Gene Ontology annotation, biological process: DNA-templated transcription; regulation of cell cycle; regulation of transcription by RNA polymerase II.